GUCGUGCAUUGUCUGCAUUGGGAAAGAAAGAGGACGCUCUUUUGGUCUGGGAGCAAGGUUAUGAAUAUGCUGUUCGUCAGUCUGCAGAUUUGAAGCAACUACUGGAGCUGGAAGAGCUUUUGGCAGCUUCAAAACAACAUAGUAGUACUUUUGAUAAGCAUGCUGUGGAAUUGUCUGGGUCUUCUUUGCCUGCUUCUGGAUCUGUGCCUUUUGUUUCGGGCAAAUCCAGUGGAACCUGUGAUAAUGACAGUAAGUUGAAUGGUACGUGUGAACUGCACACUGAGUCGAGGGAUGCACAGGAGAUCCACGGCAAGUCCAACAAGAGAUCUGGCAUACACAAUGCUUCAAAUGGAAAAGUCAAGGGGAAUAAAAAGUUGGAUAGCCAAGCAAAUGGACCUCGUGACAGGCAACCAAAUGGAACUUAUGACAUUCUAGAUAGAUUGAGCGAUCAGUCCGAAUUAUGUGAUGACUUAUGUGAUGCAACUGAAUCAUACAGCAAAUCUGCUGCAAUUAGUGGUGGCUUAAGUGAACUGUCUGAAAUUUGCAGUAAAUCAAGUGAUCGAUUUGUCAUGCGCAACGAAUUGAGUAAUGAAGGCAAUGGAAGCAAAAAGUUCUGUGUGACAAGGAUUUCAAAGACCAAAUCAAUAAACGUUGACUUUCGAUUAUCAAGGGGAAUUGCACAGUUGGCUGCUGUGGAAGGCGAGAACCUCACGUGGUUGGCGUUCAGAAAAGCAUUUGGAGAUGUUGGGGAUACUAUUCCAAAUGGUUAUGGGGAGGUUGAGGGCACAUUCAGGUGGAUAAGUGACGCUGAUCAGUCCCUUAGUGAUGAUUGGGAGGUAUGGAGACAUCGGCCAUCUGCUUUCACUCGGUGGAGUGGCCAUGGAGUUUUGAUCCAUGUUUUUACUUGCAUGGUUAUGCCUAAUUCAGUGCAGUCUUUAUUAUGGAGCUGGAGAGGAUGUAGAAUUCAAAAGAGAGAUAGAAAGGCUCUGGAUGCUACGCCGUUUUUCCUUAAAUUGAUUGCUUAUGGCUGUGGAUUUCCUUGUCCUGGGUCUAUAAUUGUGAUGAAGGUCAAUGAGGGGAAAUAUGCUCAUGCCAUAUCCAUCUUUGACCAGAUUCUAAAAGAGGAUCCUACUUAUCCUGAGGCACUAAUAGGAAGGGGAACAGCAUAUGCAUUCCAACGAGAACUUGAGGCUGCUAUUGCUGAUUUCACAAAUGCUAUUCAAUCAAAUCCAUCAGCUGGUGAGGCGUGGAAACGGAGAGGGCAGGCCCGAGCGGCCUUGGGGGAAUCUGUUGAGGCAAUUGCUGACUUAACCAAGGCGUUAGAGUUCGAGCCAAACUCAGCCGAUAUAUUGCAUGAAAGAGGAAUAGUUAACUUCAAGUUCAAGGAUUUCAAUGCUUCAGUUGAGGAUCUAUCCAUCUGCGUAAAGCUUGAUCAGUAUAACAAAUCUGCUUACACAUACUUGGGUUUAGCACUAUCUUCAAUUGGCGAGUAUAAAAGGGCUGAAGAGGCGCAUAUGAAAUCAAUUCAAAUUGAUCAAAAAUUCCUAGAGGCAUGGGCUCAUCUAACACAGUUCUAUCAAGAUUUGGCAAAUUCGGGUAAGGCUUUGGAAUGCCUUCAGCAGCUUCUGCAGAUUGAUGGAAGGUUUGCCAAAGCUUAUCAUUUGCGUGGACUACUUCUCCAUGGGAUGGGAGAGCACAGGGCAAUUCUUGCAGUGCCGUUCAUCAGGUUAGACAGCAAAGAGGAGAAUAGCGUGCAGAAACUUUGA
Molecule: messenger RNA, 1766 nt
Organism: Ilex paraguariensis (yerba mate)
Lineage: Eukaryota; Viridiplantae; Streptophyta; Magnoliopsida; Aquifoliales; Aquifoliaceae
Source: the annotation of a GenBank genome assembly